AUGACUCCAGCUGCUUCUCGCUUGAGGCGCGCAUUGAGGGAGGCACGUCGUCUCUUGGAGGAGGUGAAACUGAGUGAAGACACGGCCGUAGGCCAAUGUAACCAAAGACAGGUUACAGAACUCCUGAAAUAUAUUAAGCGCAUAGGAUUCUUGCUUUCGUUGGUGAAGCAAGAGAUGCAAGCCAACGCGGACAACUCCGACAAACGCGAGACGGCUACAACUGAAGUAUCCCUGAGCGGCGAUGAUGUUGGGAAUGCACCUACUGUUGUCGAUGCCGCUGAAGCCUUUCUCUCUCAAUUUCUAGACAGUUACUUCCCUCAUUUGCAUGUUCCGGUCGCUUGCGUUGGACUAGUGGCCAGGCAUCGGGCUCCCAAACAGCCUUUCGCGGUGUGCGAACCCUUUUUGAUACACGAAGACAGCAACGCCCCAUGCGUUAGAGCAUCCAUACAGCUGGAGCCCUCACCAACUGUUAAGAGUUCAACUACACCUGCAAAAAUGGGUCAAUCAGGUGGUGGCGAUAUUGCUAUUACUAAUAUGGCAGCAAGGUCAACAAAUGCUUCGAGUCUCAUCUCAUCAUCUGCCUUCUCCAGCGCGCCACAGGAUGCGGAUGAUGCAGCUCAGAAGCAGGUAAUAAAUGAAAUUAAUGAUGCUAUUAGGGAAAUUAAAGAGGGGGCGCUACGAGUAAGUGACAUCAUGAAUCAGGAGAAGGGACGUUUGGAGGAAAAUGCGGCUUUACUACAGCGCGGUGUUGAUGGUACAACAAGCCAGUGUAAGAAAAUGGACCGUGUGGGCUCUGCAUUUGGUGGCGGGCCGGUGCUUCCCCAUUUCCUCAGGGCACUGCCAGGUGUGGAAGUGUUUUGGGAUUCCAUUUUGGCACCGUUAUGGCGCAUAAUCGCGCAGGCGGUUUUUAUUUGUGCCAUCGUGGCAGUCACAGGAGGGACAGUUAUGCUUAUGCUUGUUACACCAAAAUCGUACGUAUACGAACGGUAA
This is a messenger RNA of Trypanosoma brucei brucei TREU927, 990 nucleotides long. RefSeq lists its product as hypothetical. The transcript has a single exon. NCBI's taxonomy places the organism in Eukaryota, Euglenozoa, Kinetoplastea, Trypanosomatida, Trypanosomatidae. The coding region runs from base 1 to 990 and encodes 329 amino acids. The record is from RefSeq and is a predicted model, not a curated record.